Molecule: messenger RNA, 1111 nt
Organism: Melitaea cinxia (Glanville fritillary)
Lineage: Eukaryota; Metazoa; Arthropoda; Insecta; Lepidoptera; Nymphalidae
Gene: ImpE3
Exons: 5
Coding region: 60-1052 (330 amino acids)
Source: RefSeq, a predicted model, not a curated record
GUAACGUCGCGCGCGCCGCUGACGCACGUGCCAUUCGCGCCUGCGCCUGUGAUUUUAUAAUGGAUACAUCGAUGUUCCGUCGAGUCUUAUUAUUCACAAUCUUCCUGCAAGUGACACAGAAUGGACUGGUCCAUUCAGCCAAGCAGCAGGUUCAACUCUCUGACUCCUACCUGCCCGUCGCGAUGCAAGUAAUAGCCCAUCUUACGGACCAGAUGGCGUUCGAGGUCAAAGACGAUGUACCACCUGGUACCGCAACCACUACGACUAAGAAACCACCAACCACGACUAAAAAACCGUCAGUCACCCAAAGCCCACUAGACGUUACCACACCAUUCCACAAACCAGGACUGUACGCACCGCCAUCACCACCCAAACCUUCAGACCGAGUGAUACCAAAAUCACCAUCAUACGUCCUUCUACCCCUUGAAAACAAUUCACAAUACACGAUCAUAGAACCGCAAGAGAAGAGAACAGAAGAACCGCUUCUGGCAGCUCACAAUGAAGAAGUCAAACCUCUUCUGGAGCCUCUUCCAAACCUAUCUCAUCACCUUCUACCUUAUGAUACAGAUCUUAAGGUUUCCAGUCGUUCAGAUGGCUAUGAUGAAAUCAAUGAGGAGAACUUGCAAUAUUUAUCACAGAAUGUGAGAGAUAUGAUAAGAAUGGCUAACGAUCCUGAUGAUGAUAGACUCAUUGAUGUUUGGGAGGGGUUAAGGGGUACUGGGCCAAGUGAGGUCUCCACUAAAGGGAAGCUUUCAUCUUCUAACUUAAGGUUGCUUCUGCUGUAUGAUCUUCUGAGCAGAGACGCGAAGAGGCAGAGACUAUCCGAUUACAGUGGUUUCUCACCAGACGUCAUGAAGACCCUCGUAGACUCGUCAGACGGUGGCGCCAGGGCUCAGCUCAGUUUAGCCUUAUCCAAGAUGGUGGAGCGCCAUGACUGUGGUCAUGAGUACGCCAACAACCGGGCCAGGGAGAUGGUCGUAGAACUGGCGAAGGAUGAGUCUCUUCUAUCAUCAGAAUUGAGAUACCUCCAGCCCUUAGUCUAUAGAUACUAAAUUAUUAAGUCUGAUGUAUUCUUGUAACGAUUAAUUAUAAAUUUUAUAUUUUAUUUAAA